Messenger RNA from Pseudocercospora fijiensis CIRAD86, 1532 nucleotides. RefSeq names its product mitogen-activated protein kinase (gene MPS1). Gene Ontology annotation, molecular function: ATP binding; MAP kinase activity. Gene Ontology annotation, cellular component: cytoplasm; nucleus. NCBI's taxonomy places the organism in Eukaryota, Fungi, Ascomycota, Dothideomycetes, Mycosphaerellales, Mycosphaerellaceae. The record is from RefSeq and is a predicted model, not a curated record. The transcript has 3 exons. Gene Ontology annotation, biological process: intracellular signal transduction; protein phosphorylation. Bases 1 to 1248 code for a protein of 415 amino acids.
AUGGCCGACCCGUCGCUCGCAGGCCGCAAGGUCUUCAAGGUCUUCAACCAGGACUUCAUUGUUGACGAACGCUACACGGUGACAAAAGAGCUCGGACAGGGUGCGUACGGUAUCGUGUGUGCUGCAACCAACAAUCAGACCGGCGAGGGCGUUGCAAUCAAGAAGGUCACAAAUGUCUUCAGCAAGAAGAUUCUCGCGAAACGCGCUUUGCGUGAGAUCAAGCUCCUGCAGCACUUCAGAGGACAUAGAAAUAUUACCUGUCUGUAUGACAUGGACAUUCCGCGUCCCGACAACUUCAACGAGACUUAUCUGUAUGAAGAACUCAUGGAAUGCGAUCUUGCUGCCAUCAUCCGUUCUGGACAACCCUUGACCGACGCCCACUUCCAAUCCUUUAUAUACCAGAUCCUUUGCGGCCUCAAAUACAUCCACAGUGCGAACGUGCUGCACCGUGACUUGAAGCCAGGAAACUUGCUUGUCAAUGCCGACUGCGAACUUAAGAUUUGCGACUUUGGUCUUGCUCGUGGCUUCAGCAUUGAUCCUGAGGAGAAUGCUGGCUAUAUGACUGAAUACGUUGCCACGAGAUGGUACAGAGCACCCGAGAUCAUGCUUUCAUUCCAAAGCUACACCAAAGCUAUUGACGUCUGGUCUGUGGGCUGUAUUCUCGCUGAGCUACUCGGCAGCAAGCCAUUCUUUAAAGGCCGCGACUACGUUGAUCAAUUGAACCAGAUCCUGCACUACCUUGGAACCCCAUCCGAAUCGACACUGUCACGCAUUGGAUCGCCACGUGCUCAGGAGUAUGUACGCAACCUGCCGUAUAUGUCCAAGAUUCCAUUCCAGCAGCUAUUCCCACGUGCGAAUCCCGACGCUUUGGACCUGCUCGACCGCAUGCUUGCUUUUGAUCCCAGUCAGCGUAUUUCUGUGGAGGAGGCAUUGGAGCACCGAUACUUGGCUAUCUGGCACGAUGCCUCCGACGAGCCGCCCUGCCCGACGACAUUCGAUUUCGGCUUUGAGGUUGUCGAUGAUGUUCAGGAGAUGAGACAAAUGAUUCUCGCCGAAGUCAAGGCAUUCCGUCACUCAGUCCGCCAGCCACAAUACUCCCAAGGGCAUAAUCCAGGGCAGCCACAGGUGCCAAUCCCAAACAACUACGAUCCACGUGCAUACGAGAACCCAAGACCGCAGGAAAUGGCAGGACACGGCAAUGAUUUGGAGAGAGAGCUCCAGGGGGGUCUCGAUGCCAUGCGACAAUAGUAUCGAGGUUUGGCCAGGCGCGUCAGCCUUCGAUGUCUGCAAGAGUAAGGUUAUAAUUCCGGAUGGAGGCAUUGAUUGCCUGCUGCGGGUCGGACAUGCAAGUUGUUGCAUCGUGAAGAGGGUCAGAGAAGAGGCUUGAUGAUGGUGACAAGCUGUGAAAGAGAGGUUCACUUCAAAGCAGCUGCAUGAUGAAGAAAUGCAUGGGUAGUGGCUAAUUUUGCGAUUCCGUUUUAGAGGGAAGAGUCCUAGGAUAAGGCAUGAAAGCAAUGAUACUUUGGCAAAGC